This is a messenger RNA of Ctenopharyngodon idella (grass carp), 3206 nucleotides long. RefSeq names its product probable flavin-containing monoamine oxidase A. Gene Ontology annotation, molecular function: oxidoreductase activity. The record is from RefSeq and is a predicted model, not a curated record. The transcript is spliced from 12 exons. NCBI's taxonomy places the organism in Eukaryota, Metazoa, Chordata, Actinopteri, Cypriniformes, Xenocyprididae. Bases 171 to 1745 code for a protein of 524 amino acids.
CAGAGAUCCGCUUUAUCAGGGCAAAGUGCGAAGUACGUUCAUGGAAAGCAACAAGUGUGGAUCAUAAAGACGAACUUUCACCUUUCUUGGUUUUGCUGCGUUAUAAUCGAGGUGUUAUAUUCGGCUGUGCAACACAUUUUCUCGAGCUAUUUGAUCAACCCGCUGCAGGAAUGAGUGAAGAUCAGUUUGACGUAGUUGUAGUCGGCGCAGGCCUGUCUGGACUCAGCGCAGCUCGCAGGCUGCAAAAGAGAAAUGCGCAACUCCGCGUGUUGGUUUUGGAGGCCAGAGACCGUGUCGGGGGAAGAACUGUAAGUGAAGACCUGCCAGCUGCGAAUGGCGUUGACCAGUGGGACAUGGGGGGGCAGUGGGUGUCCAGCUCGCAGACCCACGUCAUGGAGCUUAUUCAAGAGCUUGGUGUGGAGGUCUUUCCACAAUACACAGAGGGCAAGAAGGUGCAUCACAUGGGUGGUCCGCAUUCUAAAAUCAAAACGUAUGCUUCUAGCAUCCCAUCAUACUCCCCGCUGAUCCUGCUGGACUUCACCCAGAUUCUGUGGCGGAUUGACCGUCUCACUAAGACCAUAUCAGUUGAAGACCCAAUGAGUUCUCCUAAUGCCGAGCUCUAUGACAGCAUGACGCUUUACUCCUUCAUGGAAAAACACAUCUGGUCCACACAGGUAAAAGAAGAGAUAUCCUUGUGUAGCCGUAUCGUGUUCGGCCUGGAAGCCUCUCAGGUCUCCUUCCUCUACUUUCUUAUGUACUCCGCUGCAGCAGGGGGCACCCUACGCCUCCUAGAGACCACACCUGGCUCGGGUCAGGAGUUAAGAGUCAAGGGAGGCACUCAGCAGCUGUCAGAGAAGCUGGUGGAGCAGAUCGGAGCGGAGCGGGUUCGGUUGGGUGCCGCCGUAACGACCAUAUGUCAGGAUUCUGAGAACAUAAAAGUUACGACUUCUGCAGGCACAGUCACUUGUAAAGCCGUCAUUGUUGCGUGUCCUUCUCACUUGGCAGCCAAGAUCCACUUCGAGCCUGCUCUGCCAGCUGAGCGCCAGAGCCUCAUCCAGUGCCUGCCCAUGGGCCACAUGACGAAAUUUAUCGUCACAUACCCCACUGCGUUUUGGAAGGAAAAGGGUUUCUCUGGGGAAAUCGUGGUUCGCCCCUCAGAGGACUGCCCUUUAAGCGUCACAUUUGAUGCCACCAGCCCCAAAGGCAAUCCAGCGCUGGUGGGGUUCAUCACUGGAGUACAGGCCCUUGACUGGAGCGACAGAAAGAUGGAGGAGAGAAGAGAUGCUGUCAUCUCCAGCCUGGUGAAGUACCUCGGCCCGGAGGCGUCCACCUACAUUCACUAUAGGGAAAAAGAAUGGGCAAAGGAGGAAUAUAGUGGAGGCUGUCCUGUGAAUGUAAUGACUCCUGGGAUGCUAACGUAUUACCACCCUAGUCUUCGAAAGCCCUUCGGCAGGAUUCAUUGGGCAGGCGCAGAGACGGCCACCCAAUGGUGUGGAUACAUUAGUGGGGCAAUUCAGUCCGGUCAGCGGGCAGCUAUGGAGGUCCUAGCUCAGAUGUGUCCUUCUUCUCUGUCCCGGGAGGAACUGGACGCAGUGCAAGCUUCCCUGAAACCCAGUGACCCAAGAAAGGAGUCAAAGUGCAAGUCGUCCAAGUCUUACUGCCUCCUCGGUGUGGUAAUGACAGCAGCUGCAUUGGUGGCCGCCUACCUGUUGGCCAAACCAGAACUAGGAUUUAAAUGGAUUUAAAGGGAUUUGUUUCUUGACAGUAUUUGGUUCUUGUACCUUAAAAAUAAAAAUAAAAGUAAUUUAGCGAUUCUAGUCACCAUGAAGCAUUUUACGUCCAUAAUGGCAAGUAUUUCUGAGUGAAACAUGAUUUUCUAUGAGAAAAAAAGGGACUUCAUUGUCCAUUGGAAAUUGAUUGGUCCAUAAAACCAUACUAUAAUAGAGAAGUGUGUUGCGUACAAGAAUAGCGAAAUAAGAGUCAUGUAAUUACGUGAUGUACUCGGUUAUGUGGAGGAAAUAUGAAACAAUAAAGCACAGAAAUGAAGCAAACACACUGUGAGCUAUAAAUGUUUUUGUCAAGCACAAUGAGUGGCUCUCUUUCAACCCCAUGAGAAUUUCAAUUGUUAUCAGGAGAAUAAAGCACGUCGGAUACUUAAGUUUGUCAAGGCCUCUUUGAACAGGUUAAAUGUGUUUAAUGGCACUCUCGCCGUGCAUAAAUGCACAAUGCCACAUCAUUUUAGAUAAUGACAAUAAUAUAGGCAGUGAAAAUGACAAACUAUAGUAGACCAAACUGUAAUCAAACAUUUUUUAAAAUGUGUACACAUUUAUUAAUAUUAACAUACAAUAUAAAAUAUCCCAGAAACAGUAUCAUUGUACAAUAUCAGUAUUAACAAUCUUGACACUAAUACACUAAUACUCUGUAUACUCACCUACUAUAUUUCAAACAGCCAAUAGGUUGAAGCCUUGAGCACUAUGUAAUUACAUAAAAAUAAUUCUAAGCUUGAAUCAAAGCUUUUGAAAUAAUUUAGUAUAAAGAAUUAUCAACCUUUUAGGUGAUACUGCAUGUAGGAAACUAUUAACUGUUAGUUUGGUCUCACUUUAUAUUAGGUGACUUACAUCAAACAAUGUACUUAUUGUGUUCAUAUUGUAUUGCACAACACUUUUGAGGUAGGAUAAGGUUGAGGACAGGUUUGGUGGUAUGGGUAGGUUUAAGAGUUGGUUUAAGGGAAGGCGUAACAUUGUAAUUAUAGAUGUAAUUACAGAAAUUAAUUACAGCUAUAAUGCAGGUAUUUUUUAAAUAUAAGUACAAUGUGAAAACGUAUACAAUGCGUGCAUUGUAUCAAAUGAUUCAUUUAAAUGUUUGUACAUAGUAAUUAAAGACAUCUAAUAUAAAGUGGGACCAAUUUGUUCAUGUUCACAUGUGUUGGAAUUAACUUGUCUGUGCUAUAUAAGUUGUAGUUAAUAUUACAUUUAUGCUGUCACAUCUGUGAAAUGUUAAAAUGCACUAUGUUAGUAAAUGAAUACAUUUACAGUUUAAUCCAUUACUGUUGUUUUUUGUGGUAUAUCUAAUUAAUGCUGGUUAUGUAACUAAGUGACAGUGCACAAAGAAUCCAUAUUAAUUUCUAUGUAUUUAAUUUUGCUUCAGAAACAAAUUUGUCUUGCAUGUGGUAACAUAAGUGCACAAUAAAGCAUUUCUAUAUUUGU